CCGCAUCGCCCACGUGAUCGCCUCCCCCCUCCGCGCGCCUGGGAUCACGGCUCGCUUCUCCGGCGCCCGGUUGCUACGAGGCGCGCCAGCCGCCCGCCCUCCCGGCUCCCCUUUGCGCGCCUCGGCGACGGUCCCUCCGCGACGGCGGGCUGGGCGCGGGGCGUGCCGCAUCCAGCCGGGCAGUCGCUCGUCUUCCCCCGAGCCCCGCCGGAGGAUGGCUGCUGGCGGCGGGGCUCUGAGCGCGCCGCCUUCGCUGGAGCCUCCGACGGCCACCCGGGGCGGAAAGUGACCGAGGCGCGCGCGGACAAAGGGGCGAGCGGAGGCGCCGCCGGCGGGGCUCCCCGGCGACCUCUCAGGCUUCCUCGGCCGGCGGCUCUCCGGGGACUGGCGGCGGGCGAGCGGCCGGCCGGCCAUGGAGACGGCGGAGAAGGAGUGCGGGGCGUUGGGCGGCCUUUUCCAAGCUAUCGUCAACGACAUGAAGAGUUCCUAUCCCAUCUGGGAAGACUUCAACUCCAAGGCAACUAAACUCCACUCUCAGCUGCGGACUACUGUCCUGGCUGCCGUAGCCUUUCUGGAUGCCUUCCAGAAAGUAGCAGACAUGGCCACCAACGCGCGAGGAGCCACGAGGGACAUCGGCUCAGCACUGACCCGGAUGUGUAUGCGGCACCGCAGCAUCGAAGCCAAACUGAGGCAAUUUACCAAUGCCCUGAUGGAGAGCCUGAUUAACCCCCUGCAGGACCGGAUAGAAGACUGGAAGAAAACAGCUAACCAGCUUGACAAAGAUCAUGCAAAAGAAUACAAACGAGCCCGUCAUGAGAUAAAGAAGAAGUCCUCUGACACGCUGAAACUUCAGAAGAAAGCUCGCAAAGGUAAAGGGGACCUGCAGCCUCAACUGGACAGCGCCCUCCAAGAUGUCAAUGACAUGUACCUCCUCUUGGAAGAAACGGAGAAACAGGCUGUGCGCAAGGCACUCAUCGAGGAACGAGGGCGGUUCUGCACCUUCACUGCUUACUUGCAGCCUGUGGUGAAUGGAGAGAUCACCAUGCUUGGAGAGAUCACCCACCUGCAGGGCAUCAUUGAUGAUCUGGUGGUCCUGACAGCUGACCCCCACAAAUUGCCAUCAGCCAGUGAACAGGUGAUCAAAGAUUUGAAGGGCUCCGAUUACAGCUGGUCAUACCAGACCCCGCCGUCCUCUCCCAGCAGCUCUGGGUCCCGGAAGUCCAGCGUGUGCAGCAGCAUGGCACAGCCGGUAAAUGCCAACACCCGCCUGUCCAGCGUCUCAUCGCAUGACUCUGGCUUCAUCUCCCAGGAUGCCAUGUUCUCCAAGCCGCCUUCGCCAAUGCCCUCAGACCUCACCAAUCAGAAAUCCUCCAGCUCCGCAUCGUCCGAAGCCUCAGAAACCUGCCAGUCUGUUAGUGAAUGCAACUCCCCAACCUCGUGGAAAUCUCUGCAUGUAGCUCAUGUGGCCAGGACUGAAGGAAGCUCCAGAAGAAGCCUUAGCUUGGGCACUGCUAUUGCGUGCAGAUUGAAGUGCUCCAGAAAUGACCCUUCGGCACACAAGAGGGAGAAGCGGCACCUUUGCAAGGAUUGGUCUAAAGCCAACCUCUACGAGCAGCCAGUGGGAAAUACACUACAGCGAAGAAGAGACCGCAUCGAGCAUCUCCGUGAGGCAGAGAUGAGCUCCACCACCACCCUGGUGUAUCCGGGAGUUAGCUUGGAGGAAGGGCCCAGGCCUCGCAUGUCCCCAGCCUCUAUCGCUGCCAAGCAUGGGGAGGAGGUGUCCCCUGCUGCCAGUGACCUGGCGAUGGUGCUGACCCGUGGCUUGAGCCUGGAGCACCAGAAGAGUAGCCGGGACUCACUGCAAUACUCCAGCGGCUACAGCACCCAGACCACCACGCCCUCCUGCUCUGAGGACACCAUCCCCUCGCAAGGCUCAGAUUACGACUGCUAUUCAGUGAACGGUGAUGCUGAAGGGGAGGCCCAGGGCGAAUUUGACAAAUCUUCAACCAUCCCUCGCAAUAGCAACAUUGCCCAGAAUUACCGGCGCAUGAUCCAGACCAAGCGACCAGCUUCUACAGCUGGCCUGCCCACUGGUGCCACGCCAGGAGUGGCCACCAUUCGCCGCACCCCAUCCACUAAGCCCACAGUACGCCGAACCCUCUCCAAUGCUGGUCCUAUUCCCAUCAGACCCCCCAUCGUCCCUGUCAAGACUCCCACCGUGCCAGACUCCCCUGAUACCACCAGCUGCACCCGGGUGGGCAGUGAGGAGUGUGUCUUCUAUGCUGAUGAUGCCUCACCAAGCGCCAUGGACUUCUCCAAAUCCUCGCCAAAGAGGCUGAGCUUGCCCAACACUGCCUGGGGCAGCAAUGUCAUGGAGAUCUCAGUGUGUGCAGGGGCUGGGAAACAGCUCUCCACCGAGGAGGAAGAGCAGCAGCUGGCAGCCAACCGGCACAGCCUGGUGGAGAAGAUUGGUGAGCUGGUGGCCAGUGCCCAUGCCCUUGGUGAGGGCCAGUUUCCCUUCCCCACAGUGCUGUCUGUCCUCGGUCCUGGACAAGUGAUGCCCGCUCCUCCCCCUGCAGCCUCCAGCGACCCGCCUGCAGAGGAUAUGCUGGUAGCCAUUCGGCGUGGGGUGCGCCUGCGCAGGACCAUCACCAAUGACAGGUCGGCGCCGCGGUUUUUGUGAUGCAGUCUUACCAGCUGCCUACUCACUGCAUAUUCUGCGGUCAGAGAGCAACAGUGGAGUCACGGCUGAACCAGGAGAAAUGGAAGAGAAUUAACAAAACCACAAAAGGCAAAGCCACUUUCGGGAGAUAGUGUCAGAGUCUAGAUUUAAAAGACCAAACUCAAUGCCUUCGCUAACAAACCCACAAGGGCACAGCCUAGCACAGAACUGGUUUUGGAGCCUAUUUUCUAUGUUGCUUUUCAUCUGCUGCCCUGCCAGGUUCCCUUUCCCUUCUGCGCCUUCCUUAUUCCUCUCCUGUAGGCAUCCGCUGUUGCCACCACCAUGCUGGAGGCCAUCUCUGCGAUAGGUUUGUCGGGGAGGAGUGAAAAUCUGGAUCGAGCCGCUACAGUCUUCUUAGGGGAAACAACACACACAACCACAUGGCAAUGAAAUGGAGGCUGUCCUUUCUAAAAAGAGCUCUCAUCUCCUCUGGACAGAAAAGGCACUAUGAGUCCUGUGCGGCACCUCUCCCCUCCCCCUUUCUUCGUCUCUCUUUUGUGCCAGUUCUUUUCUAUUUGCCAUCUGUUUGUAUCAGCUACUUCACGCAAGACUUUACAAGCAUUUACACCGAUAUAAACAGUCCCAGAAAGCCCAUUCCUGUUCCCAGAUGGGUCCUUGCGCAUCAAGGGCGUGCAAGCAGCAGUGAACGGGAGACCCACAGGCCUGUGUCACGUGGGAGGACUUUGUGCUUCCUAACCAAGGGCACCAUCCCCCGUGAGACGCUUAGUCACAGCCACGGACCUUGGUUGGCUUCACGAUCACUUCCUGACCCAAAGUUCAUUGGUAGCAUCGGUAGAGAGGCCAAGGUUGGGCUGCCACUGACUUGCCCUCAGUGCCACUUUGGUGCCAGGCUAGAAGGUUUUGAUAUAGCAAUAGCAUCCCAGGGAGGGGAGGAGGGGCCGCAAUGGAAAAGCAAAGUAGGUAUGGGGAGGACGGCUACAGGGGUGAAGUCAUAGGGCAAGAGGCCCCUGUGUGGAUGGAAGGAGAGGGCCUUAGUGGAUUUUGCAAGCAGGGUGCAAAAUCCAAGGGUGUCCACUCUGGUAUUCUGCUACAGCCAACUGGCGAAGCAAAAAUUUAUCAAACAGAAGCGCAGACGUUCUGGAAUAUUAGUGCAGCUAAAAAUGCUGUCACACUGCAUGGUGGAGCAGCUGCAGAAACCCCCCCCCCUUCAACUCUUGGCAUAGGAUUAGGCUCAAUCUCUGACCCUGGAGACCCUACUGACAGGCAGCGUGCGCAAGAGUCAGUCAGGGUUAUCGGGUCCAAUGUUCCUGUUCCAGGUUAACAUGUUGUGGGCGGGUAUGAACAUGGCUAGGACUACACUGAAGUGUGCACAUGUGUGUGUGGGGGGCUCGUCUGAAUAUUAUUUGACAGCAUCAGAAAGCACCCCCUUUUGCCAGUAUGUGGUGGAUACUUUGAAAGGGGUCAAAAGCAUGUGCAGAGUGAGGGCAAUCAUCAGUUCAAUCGGCUGACAAAUAGGGCAGGCCCAAGAAGCACAGUCCUCACUCUUGGUUGGUUAGUUUACCUUCAGUGACACUGCUGCCUACCCAGUCAGCUCUGGUAUAUGUCAGUCUCAUCCCAUGCAUUAUGUGAUUCCCUGACUGGUCCUGGAAACCUUGUCUUUGUUCAUUCUGAAGAGAAAAGAGUUGCAACAGCCCAGAGGGAAAGCAAUGGCAACAGACAUGCCUUUUAAAAAGGGAACAGGAAGGGGAUUUGGGCAUCCAAAUCUAAAGGGGGGACCUUUGGAUACACCUUUAGGUACACCUGCGUCAUCUAGCUUAGGCGUGAAAUGGGCAUGACUUGAACAUAGUGUAAUUCAGCCUUUUCCCACCUGGUGCCCUCCAGAUGUUGGACUGCACCUCCCAUGCGUCCCUGGCAUCAUGCAGUCAUGCCGGCUUGGCUCCAGGUUGGGGAAUGCUAGCGUAACCACAUCCACAUUUCUGACUGCAAAAAAGAGGCCCAGAGCUAGGGAACUUGAGACCCGCUAGAUGUUGUCAGACUGUAACUCCCAUCAGCCUCAGGUCAUGGUGAUGGGAGUUGGAGUCCAGCAAUAUCUGGAAGACCACAGACUUUCACCAGCCAGUUUAGGGCAAGUAGCCAUGUGGCCAGAGUACCACACACAACUUGGCCCUGAACAGUUUGCCUCACCAGUCACAAGCAGUUUUGUUUGCUUCCACCACCCCCCCCAAAAUGUAGGGAGCAGAAGGACGCUUACUCUUCGCCAUCUGAUCUUCUAUCUCCCAUGUGAUAGGGGGUUGGACUUGAUGGCCUUAUAGGCCCCUUCCAAUUCUACUAUUCUAUGAUUGUGCUCAGCCUCAUGUUGCCCGACAAAGUCUAGUUGGCAAAUGGAAGUGAUGUUGGGGAACGGGGCAGUCCUGAAAAGAAAGUGAUGGGAAAGUGAAUGUUUGGGAACUAAGAUGGCCUAAGGCAAGGGAAGAGGAGGGGGAGGCCGUGGCCUUUUUCUGUGCUUGGCUAGUGAGGGACCAACAGCCUUCAACUUGCUCAAGAAAUGAGAGCGUGGAGGGGCUGGCGCAGAACUAUGACACAGGCCCUGCUCAGUAACCUCCAUCUUUUGAUCUCGUGCUGGGCUCGAGGAUAAGCAGCUUUACGCCAUAUCGUGCUUUCCUCUCCUACGAUUAUGAGCAGACAGGUAACCCUAAAUGGGAAAGAUGUCGCAUGUGUACAGCUAAAGCAGAGAGGAAGACCCUGCAGCACAUUCAGUGGCUUCCUGUGUUUUGGACUUGCCAUGGAUUCCCGAGUGCACCAAAGCAGAAACGCAAAGACACUUGUGACUAUUGCUUGUGGUGAGAAUUCCAGAGGAACACUGCAGAACGGUGGAGACUAAGCUGUGAGUUUAGUUACACCUAGACCUAAGGCAGAGCUGUGUAGGGUGGAGAGUGUCAAGAAAAAUGUGGUUUCUUGGGAUAGAGGCAGAAAAUACACGAGGCUGCCAAACAAGGUCCGUGAGAAGUGAAGAGGAUGGGGAGGGGGAGCAUAACAGCCUUGAAGCUGCUCUUUACCCAGAGGCCUCUGCAAAAGCACAGCUGGCGCCUGCUCACUCUUCCUGGCUCUCCCCCACCCUCCAUGUCCCCAUUAGACCCUGCAAAGCACAGCACAGCCAGGCUCCAUGUUGUACAUACUGUAGUGCCACAGCAGAGUCCCUUCCACCUCCAUCAUCCUUUGCCCACGUCGCUCUCUGUGCGCUUUGUUUGUGUCACGUUGUAACCUGUCUUACUCUCAUACUGUUGUAGGAAUAACAAUUUAGUUCUAACCAACCAGCCCUUCGGUGGGUCCCAUGCCUCCCUGUCAUGACCAGAAAUUACAACAGUGACAAUGCGUGACAAAUGUAUGCAAUUUGCUUUUUAUUUUUUGUACAGAGAAAAAACUCCUUUGAAAUGUCUCUCUCAGCUGACGUUAACUAUUCUGGUGCUGUUACCUUGCUUUUUUUCCCUUCUAAUUUAUUUUCCCUGCCCGUUCUAGCAGUCCCCUCUGUCCCGCUGCUGUCUUUCAUUCUUAAAAAUAAUUGUCCUAUCCCUUCUUCCUUCAUUUGAAAUAGUCACUGCUACAAGUAACGAAUGCACUGUGAAGAUUCCAGUAUUAAUAAAAGUUGUACUGUAAUUAAUACAA
Molecule: messenger RNA, 6346 nt
Organism: Rhineura floridana
Lineage: Eukaryota; Metazoa; Chordata; Lepidosauria; Squamata; Rhineuridae
Gene: MTSS2
Product: MTSS I-BAR domain containing 2
Exons: 16
Coding region: 413-2683 (756 amino acids)
Biological process (GO): plasma membrane organization; cell projection assembly
Cellular component (GO): cytoplasmic side of plasma membrane; actin cytoskeleton
Molecular function (GO): actin binding; phospholipid binding
Source: RefSeq, a predicted model, not a curated record